AUGGAAGCUAAUUCAAUUGAAACUUUCAAAGGUGAAUGGUUAAUAAAGAAAACAGAACCAGAGAAACAGAAGGUUUACCAAGGAGUGAGGGUCAAGAUCACUGUUAAAGAGCUUUUGCAGCAAAGGAGAGCUCUUCAAGCAGCAUCAGCAACAACUAACACCACAAUGCUUACCACAAGCAACAGUCCUCAGUUCGCGGAGCCAGUCUCCUCCUCGUACCCAGCUUCUCACAAUGUCUGCCCACUGCCUAAUGAAUAUGGAUCGAACUUCAAUGAGUGCGACCAGUUUCCAGAAAAUGUUCCAUAUGACCACAACCCGAUCUUCUAUGAAAACACGGAGGUGUAUGAAAGGUGCCUUUCUGAUCUCUUGACUGAAAACUCAUUCACCUCGGAAGCUCCUAUCUCACACUGCCCCCCAGUCAGGCACCAGGCACCUACCUACUACAGUCAUUCAGCUGUGAACUCAGGAUCACUGGCUUAUUCUUCGGUGGAUUUUGGGUAUUCUACCCAAUGUGUCCCAUCAUCUCCAGAAGACAUCAGUUCAUCUUCACACUUGGAUCCUAAGUCCUUUUAUUCAACUCCUGAAGAGUACUAUCCUCACCAGCACUACAGUUGCACAUCAGCGUUUUGCUCCAUUUUCUCUUACAUGCCAGACAACAUAGAAAUGGGCCCAAUAUCGGAAAAUGCGUCCUGUACAAUGCCAGAAUAUAAUAACUAUUUACCUGGAAUUCUCACAGAAGAUAUCUGGAGAGGAAACUUUAAUGAAUGCUUUGACUACUGAUAUUAUAAUCAAUAGUGGUAUUGGGAAAUCUUGUCCUUCUUAAACUGUUCCGUAGAAGUUACCUGUAA
Messenger RNA from Hemiscyllium ocellatum (epaulette shark), 848 nucleotides. It is a transcript of the gene pou2af3, whose product is annotated as lnc RNA pou2af1. The coding region runs from base 1 to 780 and encodes 259 amino acids. The record is from RefSeq and is a predicted model, not a curated record. Gene Ontology annotation, molecular function: POU domain binding; DNA binding. The transcript is spliced from 5 exons. Gene Ontology annotation, cellular component: cytoplasm. Lineage: Eukaryota; Metazoa; Chordata; Chondrichthyes; Orectolobiformes; Hemiscylliidae.